Messenger RNA from Myotis myotis, 4325 nucleotides. It is a transcript of the gene B4GALT5, whose product is annotated as beta-1,4-galactosyltransferase 5. Gene Ontology annotation, molecular function: UDP-galactose:glucosylceramide beta-1,4-galactosyltransferase activity. Lineage: Eukaryota; Metazoa; Chordata; Mammalia; Chiroptera; Vespertilionidae. The record is from RefSeq and is a predicted model, not a curated record. Gene Ontology annotation, biological process: glycoprotein biosynthetic process; carbohydrate metabolic process. The transcript has 9 exons. The coding region runs from base 220 to 1386 and encodes 388 amino acids.
CCCUCCGGGCCGCUCCGGCCCCUGCUCCCUUCAUGUGUCCCGGCCCGCGGCGGCCGGCGGCUGGGAGCGGCGAGGCGGCUGAGAGCGGCGGCCGGCGAGACCCGGGAGGUGGUGGCCGAGGCCCAGGCGGCGGCGGCGGCGGCGGAGGCCGAGGAGGCGGCGGACGGGAAGCGGCGGGAGCAGGCCCGGCCCGGCCCUCGGGCGGCCGCCGGCUGCAGCAUGCGCGUCCGCCGGGGGCUGCUGCGGCUGCCGCGCCGCUCGCUGAUCGCCGCGCUCUUCUUCUUCUCGCUCUCGUCCUCGCUGCUCUACUUCGUCUAUGUGGCGCCCGGCAUAGUGAACACCUACCUCUUCAUGAUGCAAGCUCAAGGCAUUCUGAUCCGGGACAACAUGAGGACAAUAGGUGCUCAGGUUUAUGAGCAGGUGGUUCGGAGCGCUUAUGCCAAGAGGAAUAGCAGCGUAAAUGACUCAGAUUAUCCUCUUGACUUGAACCACAGUGAGACCUUCCUACAAACCACCACUUUUCUUCCUGAAGACUUCACCUACUUUGCAAACCAUACCUGUCCCGAAAGGCUCCCUUCCAUGAAGGGCCCAAUAGACGUAAACAUGAGUGAAAUUGGAAUGGAUACCAUUCAUGAACUCUUCUCCAAAGACCCAGCCAUCAAGCUCGGAGGUCACUGGGCACCUUCCGACUGCGUGCCCCGAUGGAAGGUGGCAAUCCUCAUCCCCUUCCGGAACCGCCACGAGCACCUCCCCGUCCUGCUCAGACACCUGGUUCCCAUGCUGCAGCGCCAGCGCCUGCGGUUUGCAUUUUAUGUCAUUGAGCAAGUUGGCACCCAACCCUUUAAUCGAGCCAUGCUUUUCAAUGUCGGUUUUCAAGAAGCAAUGAAGGACUUGGACUGGGACUGUCUUAUUUUUCAUGAUGUGGAUCACAUACCUGAAAGUGAUCGUAACUACUAUGGAUGUGGACAGAUGCCAAGGCAUUUUGCAACUAAAUUGGAUAAAUAUAUGUAUCUGCUUCCUUAUACUGAGUUCUUCGGCGGAGUGAGUGGCUUAACAGUGGAACAAUUUCGGAAAAUCAAUGGCUUUCCUAAUGCUUUCUGGGGUUGGGGCGGAGAGGACGACGACCUGUGGAACAGAGUACAGAAUGCAGGCUAUUCUGUGAGCCGGCCGGAAGGUGACACAGGGAAGUACAAGUCCAUUCCUCAUCACCAUCGAGGAGAAGUCCAGUUUCUGGGAAGGUACGCUCUGCUGAGGAGGUCCAAAGAGCGGCAAGGGCUGGACGGCCUCAACAACUUGAACUACUUUGCAAACAUCACAUAUGACGCCUUGUAUAAAAACAUUACUGUCAACUUGACACCUGAGCUGGCUCAGGUGACCGAGUACUAAGAGGAGGAGGGAAUGUGUGUUGCUUUACCCACCACCACCAAGAAAGCGGCCUGAUGUGUGGAGAUGUCUUGGGGCUCCACACGGGAUGGGAAUUAGAAGAACGGUGUCUAAUGAAGGAUCACAGGGUUCAAGGAAAACUGUGAACAGAGUGCACGCACAAAACCUUCGCUGUUUGGACCCACUGGGAUCGAGGGAGUCCGCUCAGGAACUCCUUUCAUCAGGACUGCUUUCUGUUUUCACAAGACAGACGUCUGUCCUGCUGCUCUUCUCCCCGUCUCCUCCCCGACGUCCAUCUUAGCCACAAUCUCCAGAACCGGAACUGUGACCCGCCGUGGACCUGCCCCAGAGCCUGUCCCACGAAUGGCCUUUGGAGCUUCUUGGCCUUCAGAGGAAAGAGGCGGACAAACGCACCGCGGGGCAGCUGUGUCUUAGGAAGAGCAAAUGAGACUCCACACACCAUCUCUGGUGUCCUCUUCGGUUUCAUUUUUUUUAAAUUACCUGCUUUGGGUGGGGAUCGAGGGUAGAGGGGGGGGAUUGGGGAAGAUAAAUAGACAUGUAACAAUCACUUCUUGAAGAAGUAUAAUUGUAAAUAAGCCAUGUAAAAUGCCUUUUUUAAAUUUAAUUUUAUAGCUGGCUUCAAUUCAAACUGAGGAUUUAUCUUAUUAGAUCAUUAUUUGGUUGGCAACUGCAGGAACUCCGUUAAAAUGCUGUGGAAGAAUAUAUCUCCCAAAUUGCUGUCACUUUGGAAGGGAGUGGACUUAGGGCGCGUCACAAAAGAACAAAACAGUCCAGUCUUUGUCACUGGCACCUACUUCUGCCCCGCCCAGCCCCUUCUCCCAAGGUCUUGCUCUUGAUUCCCUCCCCUGUUGGGCACGGACAUGCUCUUCCCAAUCUUUUGCUGAACAGGAGGUUGCUGUUUUACAGCAGGCGCUCCCUCUGCUCAAAGCAAGCCCUUGGGGGGGGGGGGGGGCGCUGCUCUCACCGGGCACACGGCCACCCACGGGCCCCUGCACUUUGUUUCGUUCUUUCAUCAUCAUCAAGAGAAGAGGAUGAGUGGUGUCUCCCCUCCCCAUCCUCCCACCCUUACAUUUUUUUUCCCCUCUUGAGGAACACGACCACAAUUUCUAAAAUCUGUGCCUAAAUUACCAACUAGCGACCAGCCAGUGAUCCCUCUGAAUAUUUCCUUUACUGAUUUCUGGAAAGAUUCUUUGUCAACAUUAUGUGUCGUGGGUCAGCUGGGAUCCAGGUUAGACCAAAUCAGAGCUUUAAAUUGGACUAGCAAAGCCAGGGUGCAGGAGUCACGUGGGCUGUUCACACCCCAUGUGCUUUUGGAAGUCAGAUUCUAAAUUGCAUUUGAAUUUGUGCCUCCCUGUUUUUGCCCUGAGCCAAAUCCCUCAAUUCACAGUCCCGGUUGACUUCUGCAGAAUUUUGAAAAAUGCCAGUUUCCCCCCCUCCCUUUCCAUAAAACAUAUUUAUAAAUCGUGAUUGGGAGUACUUUCUGAAGAGUACUUCAUAUUUUUUUUAAUUGCCUUGUUUGCCUUCAACUUCCUUAAUUUCAUGGUUUACAUGGAUGUGUGUGUAGGGGUAUAUUUGUAUACAUGUGUGGGUUGGGGUUUUCUCCAUUGCAUGUGUUGGUUCCAUGGACGUAUGAUCCCCACAAGCUGUGGGAGUGAUUGGCCAGGCCUUGUUUUUGUUAAUGUUUUUGUUCUUUUGAAGAAUAGAGUGGUAUUUAGAAAAUCAGUUGCUCUUAUCGGCUCGUAUGAGAGAGCAGGCUGCUGCCCUUGAAAAUGCUGGUAAGCUGUAUCAUAUGUUUUAAAAGAAUUUGAGAAUUUCAUGCUUUAAAAGACCUUCACGAGGGAACAUUACACACAGUUCAUUUGGUUUUCCUUUGAUGUAUGGUGCAUAUAGCAAUAAAGACUACUUUCCCGCUCACCCCUCACUCCCCCCACCCCCGACCCCGAGACCUCUGUGCUGGCCUUGGCUUCUCACCCUUCCCAUUCCCCUUCCCUCAUCCGUCACUGAAGGCCGAGCUGCUCUCAGUGUGACAAAACUAGGAUGCCGUUUGGCAGAACUGGCCAAGACAGACUGCCGGGCUGCUGGCAGUGUUCUAAAGUGAUCUUCUUUGAAGCUUUUUUUAUUAAUGUCGUUACAGCCAGGAACCAAAUGUUGGUAAAAGGCUGACACCUGACUUAAAAAAGAAAAUGCUGGAUUGAGGACAAAAAGGAAAGGUCUCAUGAAGUGGGGUCGCUUAAAUUAUCUUGCAAUCACGUGUAAGUUUGUAUUAUUAGUGUGAACUCUUAUUGUGUGCUGUUAGUCAUUUAUCCACCGCGUUGAGUCUUGUGUGGGAAACUAAAAUGUUAAAAACACACAGCUGGGCCUGAGUGCUGUUAAUGGUAUGAAAUUCUCAUGUCAAAAAAGAAAAGGAACAAUAAGAACCAAAUGUGACCUUGUGCAUAUUUUGGCAGCUGAAUUAGUUAAGGCUACUGAUGGGUGACCCCUUACAUCAUUCUUGUCUUUGAUUACUGAGUACAGGGAAAGGUUUUCCUUUCACACUCUGGGGUGUUUUUUUUUGGGGGGGGGGGGCGGUGUUACUUGCAAAAAUAUUCAUUUCGACAUUACAGGGACUCUAGUAAGAGCUCCUCUAUCGCAGACAUUAAUAGCUGAGCAACAGCCACAUGUAUUGAUUGUAUCCACUCACCAUUGACGAUGACAUUGAACGUAGCUAGCUUAUUUCCAUCACUACGUUUUUUUGAGCUUGCUCUUAUGUUUUAAGAGGUGCCAGGGGUACAUUUUUGCACUGAAAUCUAAAGAUGUUUUAAAAAACACUUUUCACAAAGAUAGUCCUUUGUCAUUACAUUAUUUACUCAUGUGUUUGUACAUUUUUGUAUGUUAAUUUAUGAAUGAUUUUUUCAGUAAAAAAUACGUAUUCAAGAACCAAA